ACGUCUCAGGAAGCUGAAGAACAGCAACGUCAGCGCGAACUGUUAGCUCAACGCGAAAAAGAACAGCAAGAGUUGCUGAAACAACAGGAAGAAGCUGCCAGAUUAGCUGAGGAGAAAAGACGUCAGGAAGAGGCGGAAAGAAGAAAACUUGAGGAACUGAGAAAGAUUCGCGAGGAACAGCUUAGGAAGCAACAAGAAGCGCAGCAAGCUCAACAUGAUAUGAGAGAUCGAGUCGAGCAAGUCCAAGCCGGCCAAGCAUUAACUCUCGUGGCCACACAUUUCAAUACCUCAUAUAUAAAGCUCGUGCCGUUCCCGAGUGAAAAUAUGAUCAGCUCAAAGUUGCCAUCUGUGUGUGAUGCAGGAACCAUGAAAUCAUUGUUAGACACGUCGGAUCCUACAUUGGUGCAGAUGGUGUCGCAAGCUUUGUCCAAUAUAGACGUUAGCGAAACGUAA
Messenger RNA from Strongylus vulgaris, 453 nucleotides. Lineage: Eukaryota; Metazoa; Nematoda; Chromadorea; Rhabditida; Strongylidae. The record is from the annotation of a GenBank genome assembly.